This is a messenger RNA of Echinops telfairi (small Madagascar hedgehog), 942 nucleotides long. Its product is annotated as olfactory receptor 6C70-like. The transcript has a single exon. Gene Ontology annotation, molecular function: G protein-coupled receptor activity; olfactory receptor activity. The coding region runs from base 4 to 942 and encodes 312 amino acids. Gene Ontology annotation, biological process: G protein-coupled receptor signaling pathway. Lineage: Eukaryota; Metazoa; Chordata; Mammalia; Afrosoricida; Tenrecidae. The record is from RefSeq and is a predicted model, not a curated record. Gene Ontology annotation, cellular component: membrane.
CAAAUGAAGAACCAUUCAACGCAGACAGAGUUUAUUCUUGUCGGCCUGACAGAUGAUCCAGGGUUGCAAAUUGUAAUUUUCCUCUUUUUAUUUUUUACAUACAUGUUGAGUGUCACGGGGAACUUCACCAUCAUCAUUCUUACUCUACUGGAUUUCCGUCUUAAGACACCAAUGUAUUUCUUCCUACGGAAUUUCUCCUUUUUAGAAAUAUCUUUCACGACUGUUUGUAUUCCAAGAUUCCUGGUGAGCCUAGUGACGAAGGACAGAACUAUUUCCUACAUUGGUUGUAUGUCUCAGUUAUUUUUCUUCAUCUUUUUGGGGGUAACUGAAUUUUACCUUCUGGCUGCCAUGUCCUAUGACCGCUAUGUGGCUAUCUGUAAGCCCUUGCAUUACACCACCAUCAUGAGUAGCAGAGUUUGUUACCAACUUGUAUUCAGCUCUUGGGUAACUGGAUUCUUAAUUAUCUUUCCACCAGUGAUCUUGGGACUGAAGUUGGAAUUCUGUGCUUCCAAUGUCAUUGAUCAUUUUAUUUGUGAUUCCUCUCCUAUCCUACAGAUUUCUUGCUCUGAUACACAUUUCUUAGAAAUAAUGUCUUUUAUCUUGGCUGUAGUGACUUUAAUGAUCACGCUGAUGUUAGUGAUUCUUUCCUAUGGCUACAUCAUCAAGACAAUUCUUAAAUUCCCAUCAGCUCAGCAAAGGACAAAGGCCUUUUCGACCUGUUCUUCCCACAUGAUUGUGGUUUCCAUCUCUUAUGGCAGCUGCAUCUUCAUGUACAUUAAACCAUCAGCAAAUGAUAGAGUAGCUUUAAGCAAAGGAGUAGCUGUUCUCAAUACCUCAGUUGCCCCCUUGUUGAACCCAUUUAUUUACACUUUAAGAAAUCAACAAGUGAAACAAGCCUUUAAGGACAUGGUCCAAAAAGUUCUAUUCACUUCAAAUAAAUGA